AUGGCAGAAGAGGCCAUGGACGCAAGUACAAAGCCAUCUUCUGGUGUAGCGCUUUUUCUUUGUGACGAGGAUGCACACACACCGGCAUUUGCACCAAUUCAACUCCAUGGCGACAUCACCCUAAAGGAGCUGGCGGAGGAGUACUGCAUCACUAGUGUGUUAGAGUGUGACUCCACCGGUUGCGUUCAGCCAAGGGCUGUGGCGCUGGAUUCUCCGUUAGAUACGCUGCGCGGCGGGAAGUAUUACAUUGCCCGACGGGACCUGCCGCGGGUUGGGUGCUCUCCUCGGGUAACAUUCCGUGGGAAGAUUACAGUUGAGGAGUUUGAAGCCGAUCACGUACUAGGGCGUCAGCAGCAGGGGAAAGAGAAGGAGAAUUAUGGGCCUGUGGCCCUGUCGGCGAGCACAACAACGGCUGCUAAUUCAAUUGCACCGAUAAAAUCAGCGACGCGGAAACGCCUUAGACACGAUGAGGAGUCCAAUGAUGACUAUGAUGAGGAUGAAUAUGAGAAGGGCACGAAUAUGGACGGAGAUGAUACGGAUGAUGAUGGUGUUAAUAUGAGCGACGUUAUGGAUGUAGCCAGGUGUGAGUUUGUGCCGUUUGUAGGUGACCUUUACGGCGAUGGGCGCGAGGCGAUGAUUCGGCUUGAAGAUGCCAAGCGACUGUGUGAAAAUGUCGAGAGCGACGAGCUCAUGUUUGCCGCACGGCACGCUGAAGCGGAGGAAAUUUUGGCUGAAGCGAAGCGGGUGCUUCUUGAGCUCACUCCUUGCGGUAAUACUGGUGGGAGUGUUGGCAUCAACUUGUGCUGA
Molecule: messenger RNA, 807 nt
Organism: Trypanosoma cruzi
Lineage: Eukaryota; Euglenozoa; Kinetoplastea; Trypanosomatida; Trypanosomatidae
Exons: 1
Coding region: 1-807 (268 amino acids)
Source: RefSeq, a predicted model, not a curated record